This is a messenger RNA of Chanos chanos (milkfish), 1108 nucleotides long. It is a transcript of the gene aspa, whose product is annotated as aspartoacylase. Gene Ontology annotation, molecular function: hydrolase activity, acting on ester bonds; hydrolase activity, acting on carbon-nitrogen (but not peptide) bonds, in linear amides. Lineage: Eukaryota; Metazoa; Chordata; Actinopteri; Gonorynchiformes; Chanidae. Gene Ontology annotation, cellular component: cytosol. The coding region runs from base 116 to 1057 and encodes 313 amino acids. The record is from RefSeq and is a predicted model, not a curated record. The transcript has 6 exons.
UUAGUCGAACUGGAUAGCUGUUGCUUACAGCUCCAGUUAACUUCCGAUCACUUCCACGAGUGGAUCGUGGUAUUUCGGCUUCGCACCUCAGAGCUUUCAGGAGGUGUCUUUCGCGAUGACCUCUCGCAAUGUCUCUUGCUUUCCCGAAGCCAGAAAAGUCGCUAUUUUUGGGGGCACGCACGGAAAUGAGAUGUCAGGCGUUAUGUUGGUUAAUAUGUGGAAAAAGAACGGAGCAGAGAUUCAAAGGAAUGGAAUGGUGACGAAACCCUUUAUCACUAACCCCAGAGCAGUGGAGAAAUGCACUAGAUACAUCGAUACCGAUUUAAACCGAGCCUUCACACCAGAAAACCUCAGCGGCCCAUGGGAUGAGGGGCUUCCUUAUGAGGUGCAGAGAGCCAAGGAGAUUAAUCAGAUGUUUGGACCCAAGGGAAGUCCAGACGCUUAUGAUGUUAUCUUUGACCUGCACAACACGACCUCCAACAUGGGCUCCACUCUCAUUCUGGAAAGUUCUACUGACCACUUCAACCUUCAGAUGGUCCACUACAUCAAGAAAUCCAUCGCUCCAGCUAGUUGUGCGGUUCUUUUGAAUGAGCACCCACACCUGAAGUACUCGACCUCGCGCUCUGUGGCUAAACACCCUAUUGGUCUUGAGGUUGGUCCGCAGCCUCAAGGAGUUUUAAGAAGCAACAUCUUUGAGUCCAUGCGAGACAUACUAAAACAUGCCCUUGAUUUCAUUGAGCUGUUUAACACAGGUGUCGAGUUUCCUCCAUGUGCUGUAGAUGUGUUCAAAGUCAUUGAGAGAGUGGAUUAUCCCAGAGAUGCAAAUGGGAACAUUACAGCUAUGGUCCAUCCCCAUCUGCAGGACUGCGACUGGGAACCGCUGAACCCGGGUGACCCCAUGUUCCAAACGUUUGACGGAAGAGCCGUCCCGUACCAAGGUUCCAGCCCCGUGUAUCCAACCUUCAUUAACGAAGCGGCUUAUUACGAGAAACAACAGGCGUUUGUGAUCACUCGGCGAGAGAUGUUAGCCGCUACCGCUAUCAGAAAGUCCAUCUGAUGGACCUUGUUCUCCAGCGGAUUUAUGAAAUUCAUAGAUUCAUUAAAUAUA